This is a messenger RNA of Dentiscutata erythropus, 414 nucleotides long. Lineage: Eukaryota; Fungi; Glomeromycota; Glomeromycetes; Diversisporales; Gigasporaceae. The record is from the annotation of a GenBank genome assembly.
AUGGAGACGAGUAGUAUCAGUCCUCUUGUUAUUAAUGAAUAUUUUGAUAAAGUUUAUGCAUUUAUAGAUUACGAGAAUACAGUACCUCAACAACAUUUUAAAUUCGUGCGAAAUUGGAUUCUCAAUGAUAAAUCAAUUAGCGAAAUGAAGAAAACUCAUUUAAUAAAUGCUUUGGAUGAUCGUGAAGAAAAAUGGAAUGCUUCUCAACAGGAAGGAGAAGAAUAUAUGUGUGAUAAUUGUCAAAGCACGAUUCACGCCAUUCAAUACUGUGAAUUCUGUAUUAGAAAUUACUUAAAAGAAUGCUUUGAUAUUUGGACUUCAGGAAAUGAUGAAAUAGAUAAAAUAAUUCAAGAUGCUCAAUUGAAUGCAACUUCACCUGAUUCAAUUAUUGAAUGGGUUCCUUAUGAAAAUUAG